Bufo gargarizans (Asiatic toad) is the source of this 1633-nucleotide messenger RNA. RefSeq names its product poly(ADP-ribose) polymerase family member 11 (gene PARP11). The transcript has 5 exons. Gene Ontology annotation, molecular function: NAD+ poly-ADP-ribosyltransferase activity. Bases 98 to 874 code for a protein of 258 amino acids. NCBI's taxonomy places the organism in Eukaryota, Metazoa, Chordata, Amphibia, Anura, Bufonidae. The record is from RefSeq and is a predicted model, not a curated record.
UUUGUAGACGACGUCCACAGCCUAUUGCUCCAUAAGUAGCCAAGAGAUUGAACAACACUACAAAGCAAAUCCGCACGCUUCAGUAAACUUUAGGACCAUGAAGUUCAACUACACAUUAGAUUUUAUAGGCAUGAAACAGACCAAUCUAUGCACCGGAAAACAAAGGCCAGUAAAGCGAGCCCCGUUUUCAAUUUCUGCUUUCAGUUACAUCUGUGACAAUGGAUCUAUUCCUAUGCCGUCUCACUGGGAACACGUGAAUAACUCUGAGCCCUAUCAGCUCAUUCCAUUGAUCAAGUGUUGUAAUGAGUACAAUGAAGUGGCCAAUCUCUUUGGAGACUCCAUGGAUAAGAACCGGAUUGCAAAUAUUCUUAGGAUACAAAAUCUAGAUUUAUGGGAGUUUUACUGCAGAAAGAAAGCUCAGCUGAAGAAGAAGAAGGGUCUGUCUCAGAUUGCAGAAGAGAUGCUGUUUCACGGGACGAGUAAUGAGUUUGUUAAUGCCAUCUGUAUCCAUAACUUUGACUGGAGGAUUAAUGGGAUACAUGGAGCUGUGUAUGGGAAAGGUACAUAUUUCGCAAAGAACGCGUCCUUAUCAAGCCAGUACUGUAAAAACACGGGCAAGCACGGGCCAACGCUGAAACUGCACGGAGUCACCUCGGACUGCUUUCAGUUCUUCUCUAAGAAAUCCAUGUUUUUGGCUCGAGUCCUGGUGGGGGAACACGCCACUGGAGACAGCAAGUACAUCCGACCUCCAUCGAAGGAUGGCAGCCUCACGAACCUGUAUGACAGCUGUGUGGAUAACCCCUUCUCUCCGCUCAUUUACGUCAUAUUUGACAGCAAUCAGAUCUACCCGGAAUAUCUAAUACACUUCGAUUGACAUUAUGUUUUUUUUUUUUUGUGUUUAUUAUUAGACCAUAAUAGCCAAGAGGACUGAGACUAAAUCUACUGUGGAUGGGUAUCCAAUGCAAGUCUGAUGAUCCGGCACUCGGUAGUCUGGCACGCCACCCAGUCUGAGAGUGUUGUACCAUCAGGAUUGUGUCAUAUGGUGUCCAAUAUACAAAUCUAUGACUUUUUUUCUCCAGGACCCCCGCAGCUCCUAUUUGUGGCUAUCCAUAAGUCAUUUAAAGCGACAGUUCAGGACUUUGUGUGAUGCCAUUCUGCACAAAACCUUGCCUUCUGUGGAACUGAAAUCCGGUGGAUACAUUCACCUACUUGAAAACUUGGUAGCGCGGGAUUCUCUAGGAACAUUUUAUCAACAUUUCAUAUUUGUGCCCACACCCCUUGUGGUUCCCCAUUUCUUUGGAGGACUGUUUAUUGUGAUGACUGCUGUGCAAGUCAGUGAUUUAUUUUGUAUGUGUUUUACAGCAAGCACUGUAUGUCAUCCAGGCAGAGCUGUUCUGUGUUGUGUCCAAUGUCAUAGAAAAUAAUCUACAGGACGAAGCCUGUUAACAAUAAGGCCUUACAGGAAAGGCUGAUGAUGUAGCAGAGUUAAAUUUGUAUUGUAACUGCAUUAUUUUUGCAUCUUUGAUGUAGCAGAGAUGAAUUUGUUAUUUAAGUGCAUUUCUUUGCUGACUAAGGGUUUAGGUGCUUAGAACACCUAUUUUCAAAUACAGUACAAGGAAAUUCUGAGUUAUUA